Molecule: messenger RNA, 8757 nt
Organism: Exophiala dermatitidis NIH/UT8656
Lineage: Eukaryota; Fungi; Ascomycota; Eurotiomycetes; Chaetothyriales; Herpotrichiellaceae
Product: ataxia telangiectasia and Rad3
Exons: 3
Coding region: 29-6943 (2304 amino acids)
Biological process (GO): telomere maintenance; DNA damage checkpoint signaling; protein phosphorylation
Cellular component (GO): nucleus
Molecular function (GO): protein binding; protein serine/threonine kinase activity
Source: RefSeq, a predicted model, not a curated record
CACGAUUCGUCAUGAUUCCCUAACAAAAAUGGCGCCGGCCCCUGUUGAACGACAGGCGAACGGCUUUCAGCCUCCCCCAUCGUCUAUUUUGGCUACUCACGUAGUCCAUGGAGAAGGCGUUCCUGACUUGGAUCGGCAUCACUUCAAUCAGUUGUUGACAGAAGCGCUGGGCUCAGAUGCGGAAGGCCAACCCAAUCUAGGCGAUGAUGUGUCGGUCAACCACAAACUGAUCUGCAUCAUAUUCCAAGUUGGCAUCCAGCCGGCCCUGGAAGAGACUCCAUUUCAGACUUCGGCCGCUCCAGGUAAGGUGGAUGUUCAGUUGAGACGAUGCCUCGCAGUACUACAGGUCGCCAUUGAGAGAUCGCCACAGGUACUCUUUGUGAAGUCGGAUCCUCCUGGCAGAGAUGUGCCUGGACCCCUGUGUCCGCUGUACUACUGGCUAAUUCCUAGGCUACUGCCUCUCCUCUCUCUCUGCCAGGAUGUCGAGGCGCGAGAUGCUGUUCUUGAUGUUUUCAAUGCUAUGCUUGAAGUUGACAGGAACUGUGGCACCCCUUAUCUGUGUGACAAUGUCCUGGACUUCAUGAGGUGUUGUGUUUUAGGUCUCGUGCAAAUUGCCAUCUCAUGUCAAACAUUCCAUCCGCGCAAGGCUAUCAUCAUCGAUGCAGGAGACUUCACUACUAUUCUCGCCACUGCGUCUCGUGGAACCGUCAUAACCCUGCCGAGCUUGAAGUUUCCUUCUCUUCGCCAGCUGUUUCUGACGUUGGCCCGUGUGCUGAAGGUCAUUUCGAAAAACUCCCUCUCGGCACAGAGCAGGAUCCAGUUUUGGAAAGUGUUCACACGCUUCCGGCACCUUGUGGACGAUCAUCAUGAUUCCAUAGCUGAACAGGAUCCUUCCGAGGAAUUGUCCCAUGAGAUCCGUGGAUUGAGCUUCACCCCGCGUCGGCCACCUGCUAAGUCGCCCGCCGUGGUUGACGACAAUGAUGCUUGGCCCGAAAGCGAUAGAGCCCGCAAACGGCCUCGACUCUCAACAGACACCGAGGACGGUCUGCCAGAUCAGAACUUCCAACAGCAGUUAUGCCGUACUCUCACCAUGGCGCUGACUGGACGUGCUGUUCCCGACCUCGAUGGACUUAGCCAGACUGUGGCUGCGCAUUUCCGUCGUCUACCUGAAGACGAACAAUGUGCUGCUCUUGAAUUGUUGGGCGCAACUGCAUGUCGCUUUGCUCAGAAUGCACAGAGGAGCCACUGCCAGAUAUGCGACGAAACGCCCGAACUAACAAACAUAUCUGAUUUGCCGGUGGCGGCGACCAGUGAAGAGCUGCUGAAGACACUAGUUGUUCUCAUUCAGAACAUCUCGCGGCCUUCAAGAGCAAGGAUUGCUGCCAUGGCAGCGCUGCGUCGGAUCCUGAUGCACAGCGUUACAUCCUCAGAUUUGAAGCUCACUCAGACACCUGCCGGCGAAUGGUGUCUUCAGUCACUGAAGAGCUCCUCCAGAGAUCUUCGUAUUGCAGCCACUAGAACUUUGCAGGCAUAUUUGGUGAGAAAAAAAGAUGUCGACAUCAUCGCAACGCAGGAAAAUAGGGUCGUCUCCCUGGACUUUCUGCACAGCAUCUGGCAGAAAGGGCAAGUGGCACUGCAAGAGACUGCGGCCAUGGCUCUGGUCCGGAUGGCGCAGGUUGUCGGCGAUGAAGAGCUGAACAUCAUUCUAGUCCGAUUGGUGGACUACCUUGGCCACAGCAAUCCUUAUCUCAGUGGCGUGGUAUAUGCUGAAAUCCAACAAUUGGCUAUAUCCAUGCAUAUCUCGGUCUGGCUUCUUUUGCGUCCGUACUGGCGGACAUUAGGUGUUGUCCUGGCAAAGUCACUGACAGCACGGCCAAACGUGGCAUAUCAACUCUGUGAUCUUCUGGGAAUGGAUAUGUCGGGACUGAUGGGACAUACAGCAGAAUAUGCUCUCCCUUAUCUUGUCCUUCACAAAGAAACGGACGCCAUUGCGCGCUUCGCCGAGUCCAACGGCUCGUCAACCACUCCUUUUGAACUUUGCACGCAAGCAAAGAAUCUUAUUGCCAUCCUCUCAUUUUUACUGGUGCAGCCAUUUUCCGACGCCGAACAAUCCAUCCUGUCGCUCUUGUCAGAAGUCUCGGAGGACUUUGCGAAGACCGACCUCUCUAAUUGGGUGGCUCUGGACCCGAUCCACAUCGCCUGCGAACUCCUCAAGGCGAUCGGUGACAGUGGGCAAGGAAAAUCCUCUCGUGUUUACCAAGCUCUACAAUUACUCGCACAGCUGGUAGCUCGUCAACGUGGGCAGUCCUCUGGUUCUAAGCGCAGUGACAGUAUAGGGUCCUUCCUGGAGAGUAAUAUUCUUGCAAUCGUGACCCAUUUCACUGUCUUUUUGAACGACCUGGAAGCCAAAGAACCCAAAGUGGAAAAGCGGAGAUGCAUUGCUGCUCUGGGUGAAGUGGUCAAACUGGGCAAAAGCCGAAUCGUACGAGCCUUACCCCAAAUUUGCGCUUGUCUGAGGUCUGGUUUGGAAGACAAAGAUCUCUGCAACUCGGCUUUCAGCUCCUGGGUGGCCAUGGUGAGGUCUCUGAAAAAGGACGAUCUGGAACCCCUGAUCGGUCAGACCUUUGCAAUCAUCGUCCGAGCUUGGGACCUGCUGGACAAUUCUUCGCAACAACUGGCCUAUGAUGUGGUUGGCGAACUGCUCCGGAAUCAUACCGACUUGAUCCGGGAGCAUUUCAGCAUUAUACCGUCCUUGGCAUCCGUCCCCAUGAUGGCAAAGUACGAGUCGGAGAUCUCGACCUUGAAACGGCAGAUGGAUGAGCGACACCAACUGGUUGCAUACAUUGACCGACUGCAGGAUGAAAAUCUUGUUGUGGUCCAACAAGCUUUAAGCGAGCUGCCUCCCCUUCUGGCUCAAAGGCAAGAUUUGCUACAACGCUCCAUACUCCGUGAACAACCUGAUGAGUUUGUGGCCAGCCUGACCCGUGCUCUUCUCGACUGCUGCGUUCGAUUCAAUACGAGUAUCGAAGUCACCAGACUAUGUGGUCAGUGCCUUGGGCAGAUAGGUUGUCUAGACUCCAGCAAGAUCGAAAGCGUCAGAGAACGCAAAUCAAUGGUAGUCUUGGCGAAUUUUGGAAAAGCAGAUGAAGCUAUCGAGUGGGUCUUCUUCUUUCUCCAGCACGUACUGGUCAAGACAUUCCUCUCUGCAACUACGACAAGGGCGCAGGGAUUUCUGGCUUGGGCAAUGCAAGAGUAUCUCAAGACUUGCGAACAGGACAGUUCAUCGCGACACGGGGGUUCUAACCUAGCCUCACGGCUCUGGGAGAAAUUGCCGGAGUCUGUACAACAUACUCUGACCCCGUUCCUGAGCUCGAAGUACACUGUACAGGAGAUCCGACCACCCGAGAAAAGUGAAUAUCCGCUUUACCGUCCUGGGAUGAAACACCGAGAUUGGCUUCGAACCAUCACUCUUGACUUCCUCCAUAGGGGCUCUGGCGACAAUGUUGAGAUGAUGUUUGGAAUAGCAUGUCGCAUUAUUCAUGGGCAAGACACUUCCAUACCGGCCUUUCUCCUGCCAUAUGCGGUCGUUAAUCUUAUUGUCAGUGGCAUCGAGCGUAACAGCGAAGAUAUCUUGAGGGAAGUCACAUCGAUCCUGAGCUUGCCAUUGGAGGGCGAGGAGCGCCGCAUCCAGGAUGAUACCAAGUUAUGCAGCCAGACCGUCUUCGAAAUUCUAGAUUAUGUGAAUGUGUGGCACCAACAAAAGCGAAAACAGUACGCGAUGGGUGUGGCCAAAUCCGACCGAGGACCAGACGACCCCCUUUUGCAGAGUGCUGCAGCACAGAUCCGGAGCAUUGAACGGGUGCUGGAGCGCAUUCCUUCUGAAGUUUUGGCAAAGCGGGCUCUUGAGUGCAAAUCCUACUCCAGAGCGCUCUUCCAUUGGGAACAGCAUAUCCGCCAGUCCAAAACUGACAAUCUUGAGGCGGAACUCCAGAAAAUGCAAGACAUAUAUGCUCAGAUUGAUGAACCCGACGGCAUCGAGGGCAUCUCUUCACAAAUGCAUGUUCUUGACAUUGAGCAACAGGUUUUGGAGCACAAGAAAGCCGGCAGAUGGACGGCCGCUCAAAACUGGUACGAGAUGCAACUUGUUGCCGACCCCGACAGCGUUGAUGUCCAGAAGAACUUGAUGGACUGCCUCAAAGAAUCCGGACAGUAUGAUGCCUUGCUUCACCACUAUGAGGGCAUGAAGCAUAGGAAUGCUGCCCCUUCGACAGUCCUCGCACCAUAUGCAUUGGAAGCCGCUUGGGCCACAGGUCAAUGGGACCGCCUGGCAAAUUACAUCCCUCAAAGCGGCGGGUCUGAUUUUGCGUCUCAUUUAGCAGAGCUGAUGCUAGCUGUGAAGGCCAACAACACUGAAAAGGCAAAGCAGCUCUUCGAAGAACUUUACGGCCAUGCGGCAUCAGAGCUAACGCCAGCGACCAUCUCUUCCUUUCAGUCCAGUCAUGACUCACUGUUGAAACUACACGUGCUCAGCGACGUGCAGCUCGUGACAGAGAGUGAUAAAGAGGACCGCAUGUCAGUACUCGAGAGCCUACGAGGUCGUCUCGAUGUCCUAGGGUCAAAUGUUGCUGACAAGCAGUAUGUCCUUGGGAUUCGGCGUGCUUUGAUGUCCCUACGACGAGACGUGUUCACCCCAGAUGACGUUGCUGCAGCUUGGCUGGCAAGUGCCAGGUUGGCGCGUAAAGCUCGAUCCACCACUCAAGCCUUCAAUGCCGUCCUCAAAGCGUCGUCGCUCGGCGAUAAAUCUGCGGCGAUAGAACAGGCUAAGCUCAUGUGGCUCGAGGGACAUCAUAGAAAGGCCAUCCAAAUCCUGGAAGGAGCUAUUGAGUCUGGCGCCUUUACAGCGCAUGACUAUAUCGCCGAAAACGGACCUGUCACAAUGACAGUCGAACAGCGCCAUUCGCAGAACCAGCUCACAGCCAAAGCAUAUGUGCUGCUCGGAAAAUGGCUCGACCAGUCCAGUCAGACCCAGUUUGAAGUGAUUCGAAAAACCUUUCGAAAAGCGACCGAGAGCUUCCGCCGGUGGGAGAAAGGAUGGUAUCACCUGGGUCGGUACUAUAACAAGAUCCUUGAUUCGGAGAAACUGAUGCCUCCGGGCAAAGAGAGUCAAGCAUAUCUGACGGGAGAGACUGCCAAACUUGUUAUUGAAAACUAUCUACGGUCGCUCAAUUGCGGCAGCAAAUAUGUCUUCCAGACGUUGCCCAAGGUUCUUACUCUUUGGCUCGAACUGGUAGACGGGAGGGACUUGCCAAAGGACCCCCGGCGUGGCAAUGAUGAAUUCCUCAGACACAACGCGGAGCGCCGACUGCAAAUCAUCAAGGACACCAACAUUUAUAUCAAGAAAUAUAUCGACCGCAUGCAACCUGUUAUGCUCUACACGAUUCUACCACAGGUCGUCGCCCGGAUUUGUCAUAAUGACCCAACGAUCUCAGACAUUCUUGGGAGCAUUGUCGUCAAGGUGGUCCGCACGUUUCCCCAGCAAGCAUUCUGGACACUCUUGGCUGUAGUCGAAUCCAAGCAGAAAGACAGGGCCAUUAUAGGCAAGACGCUCAUGAACAAGAUAGUUGAAACUCAAAAGAAAUCCUCAAAAGAUGGAGCAAUCAGUGCUGCCGAACUCAGAAACAUGUACACCAGUGGACAGAAAUUUGUCAGGGAGCUGCUUCGCAUUUCGGAAUAUCCCAUCGAGGGCAAAGUGUCCAAGGUCAGCCUCGCCCGCGAUCUCGGCUUCAACCACAAGAUCGCGCCGUCGAGACUCGUGGUGCCAAACCAAGCAUCCUUGAUCCCCAGUAUGCCUACCAACUUCGAACCAGCUCAACUGCGAGCCUUCCGCCCCUUUGCCAAAGAACCAGUGACUAUAACAUCAUUCGCGGACGAGGCUCUAGUUCUCUCAUCGCUGCAAAAGCCACGGAGACUGACGAUUCGCGGGUCCGACGGCAACAUGUACAACGUGCUUGCGAAACCUAAGGACGAUUUACGCAAGGACCAACGUCUGAUGGAAUUCAAUACGAUGAUCAACCGAUUCCUCAAACGCGACGUGGACGCGGCCAAGCGGCGGCUCUACAUCCGGACAUACGCGGUGAUCCCAUUGAACGAAGAAUGCGGGCUGAUCGAGUGGGUGGACAAUCUCAAAACGUUCCGGGACAUCAUUUUGAAGCUGUACAAGGACAAGUCGAUCCAGCCGAAUUACAUUGAAAUCCGCAAUUUGCUGGACGAGGCAUGCUCCGGAGACCCCGAAAAGGUCAACAUCUUCCCAACCAAGGUGCUGAGCAAAUUCCCACCCGUGUUCCACGAGUGGUUCGUCGAGAGUUUCCCUGACCCGUCGGCUUGGUUCAAUGCUCGUCUUCGCUACACGCGGUCCGCGGCCGUCAUGUCUAUCGUGGGCCAUGUGUUAGGUCUGGGCGACCGGCACGGCGAAAAUAUUCUAUUUGAGGAAGACAACGGCGGUACUCUUCAUGUCGACUUCAAUUGUCUGUUCGACAAAGGUUUGACAUUUGAAAAACCAGAGUUGGUCCCCUUCCGCCUCACGCAUAACAUGGUCGACGCCAUGGGCGUGUAUGGCUACGAAGGACCGUUUAGGCGGUGCUGCGAAAUCACCCUUGUUUUGCUCCGGUCCAACGAGGACGCCUUGAUGACUAUCCUUGAGACCUUUCUGCAUGACCCCACAACGGACUUUAUCAAUGUUGCGGGGCGCAAGAAGAAACAGGUCAAUGGCGUCCCUAAUACACCUGUUGAGGUUCUUGACGGCGUCAGAGCAAAGGUGCGCGGCAUGUUGCCUGGCGAAAGUGUCCCGCUGAGUGUUGGUGGCUAUGUCGAUGAAAUGAUCAAGCGGGCUACGGAUAUGGCGAAUCUGUGCAGAAUGUAUAUUGGUUGGUGUGCUUUCUUUUGAGAUGUUUAUCGAUGAUGCCGGGCGAGGGUAGUAGGGGGACGGAGGUUGGGUUGGGUUGGGCGCGUGUUGGUGGGUGUCAUGGCCUGCCUCGGCCCUUAGGGCUGGCUGGCUGGGGCUUGAUUGACUGUUUAUUUAUUGUGUUGAUUAUGACGGUUAUUAUUGCUGCUGCUGCUGCUGCUGCUGCUGCUGCUGUUGAUGUACUUUACUGCUGCAUUACAGUUCGUCAGUGUGAAGCAAGAACGGUACGGCACGAUUCAGUUGAUUGACUGACUGCCAGGGGAUACAUCUAUUGGAUCCACUCGGACCAUGUCUCGAUUUAGUCUCAUGCAUGCAUGAGAUACACAGUAUUAAGAUACAAAAAUUCAGGCAUCAACCCCUAUUCCCCCUCUUUCCACCCUUCUUCGCCCUCUCAGCAUGCAUCUUCAAAAUCUUCCGAUGCUCAACCAAACUCCUCUUCCCCUUCGACUUUGCUUUCCCCAGCGUCAUGAGGAAAUUCUUUUUCCUCGCUUUUUCCUUGUUGGUGGUACUCUUCCCUUCGCUCUCUUUGCGUUCUUUCUUUCUUGCCGCCUUGGAUUUAUGGUCUUCGCGAUCUUCCUUGUGUUCUUGUAGAAGUGCUAAUUUCUGGGCUCGAGUGGCUUUGCCGCGAGAUAGGGAUGCUAGACCUUCGAUUUCGGCCGCGGUCAAUGGGUCGUCGAUGUGGCGUUGGGCAUUGGUUUGCGCAGCUGCUGCGCGGGAGGCGCUGACGUGAUGAGCCUUGUGGUCUUUGUUGCCUAGUAAUGAGGACACGGAUGCCGUGGUGCGCAGUUCUUGGAGUUUGGCGAGAUCGGCGGGGGUGAGGAUGCGGGUUGUGGCGAGUUUUGAGAUUGAGGUUGAUCCUGAUCUUGGCUUCGUUGUAGUCGUACCCGUCUGGCUUUCGUCACCGUCUUGUUUGUCGUUGUCUUUGUCGUCAGCUUUUACUUUCUUCGCAGACGGUUUCUCGUCUUCGCUGUCGCUGAUUACGAUCUCGUCGUCACUUUCCACAUUGAUCCAGCCGCCUGAAUCGUCGCUGUCAUCUUCUUCCACGUCCCAUGCAUUCCAGUCCUCUUCGUCAUCUUCGUCUUCGUCCUCGUCUGCGUCGGAAGCGUCCGGGUCAAGUCCCUUUUCGAGUCUCUUUCUCCGCCUCUCUUCCUGCUUCCACUGCUCUAGUAGGCCCAAACCCUCAAUUUCACCAAUCGCCUCUUCGCCGAACCGUUGCUGUUUCUGUUCGCCGGCCCUUAAACCUAGCGUGGCGUCACGGCCUCGGUCGCGCUUCUUCAGCAUUUCCGCCCCGACUUGUCUAUACAGACCUAAUAGUCCCUUCGCGGCCAUCAUGACGCCCUUGUCUUUGGAUUUUCGGUACAUCACCAGAUCUUGUAAUAGUGUGUCGUUCAUGGCUAACGGCUGACGCACGCAAAUCUCCCGAAUGGCAUUCAACCCUGCUGCAGCGACCUCGCCGGCUGCGGCUUCGGAGACAAAUUCGUUGGCAAUUUUUUGAAUUAGUGGUUCUAGGUCGUCGGGAGGGACCAAGUUAUGUGUCGCUUGCGCCAGGGAGGCGAGGAAAGAAGUGACGGACGGUUGGCGGGGUGUCAAAUAUUUCAGAAAGUAAGAGUAGAAGCUGAGCACGGUCAACUUAUGCAAGCCGAUCAACCUCGACACCAGCUGCAACACCAACAAUCUCUGUUCGAGAUUCAAUUUUGUCUUGCUGCUCUGCAGAUGUUUGGAGAACAAGGAUUCCGCAAACCCCUGCGGGUCAUGCAGGAGAUGCAAAGCCGAAAAAUUGAGAGGAUGCGGUUGAC